GGAGCUGUGGUUUUGUGGCCAAACAUAGGAAGUGCUACAGCUGCACCAUCUACAGGCGACUGUAGACUUGUUUUUGUUUGUUUAUUCAACAAUGAAAAGCCAAACUUCACACACAUCUAAAUUUCUAAAGUUUCGUGUGAAAUCAGGAGGUGAAAGAUGACCCCCUCCGUGCAGAGGACCGGGCGUGGGCUGAACCCAAAUCUCACUGGGCACAGAGCCACAGAGGAGGAGCUACAAAACAAAAAGGGUCCGAAAAGGAAAAGGCUGCUCAGCGACUGUGGACAGAACCAAAAUCACAGGCGCCGUAACAAUGAGCAUGUUGGCCGAAAUAGACAAGCUCAAAUUGCCUCGACCAGAGCUCUUCGAUUUCCAUGGAGUGCAAAUGAUUCACUACUUCACAGACAACUGGGAGGCUGUCCAAAACUUUCAGGCCAGGCCAGAUGAUAUACUUAUUGCUACUUACCCCAAAGCAGGAACCACAUGGGUGUCCUGCAUCCUGGACCUGCUCUACUUUGGUCAGACGUCUCCAGAGCGUCAGACGUCCAUUCCCAUCUAUGAACGAGUGCCUUUCCUGGAGAUGUUUUUCCCUCCUAUCCUUUCAGGAGCUGAUCAAUUAGAGAAGCUCCCCACGACUCCUCGACUCAUUAAGACUCAUUUUCCAGUCCAGUUUGUGCCGAAGUCCUUCUGGGAGCAGAACUGCAGGAUAAUCUAUGUGGCCCGGAAUCCCAAGGACAACAUGGUGUCCUACUUCCAUUUUGAUUGUAUGAACUGUGUUGAGCCGGAUCCUGGAGACUGGAAUAGCUUCUUCCAGAGAUUCAUGGAGGGAAAGAUGGUGUUUGGAUCCUGGUACGACCAUGUGAGUGGAUGGUGGAAGAAGAAACAGACAUAUUCAAACAUCCAUUACAUGUUCUUUGAAGACCUGGUGGAGGAUACUGGACGGGAAAUAGACAAACUCUGCAGUUUUCUCGGUUUGUCUCCUUCAGCAGAGGUGAAGCAGCAAAUUACAGGUGAAGUGCAGUUUGACAACAUGAAGAAGAACAGCAUGGCCAAUUAUUCUACAAUACCAGUCAUGAAUUUCAAAAUCUCCCCCUUCAUGAGAAAAGGGAAAGUUGGUGACUGGAAAGAACACUUGACUGUGGCUCAAAACGAAGAGUUUGAUAAAGACUUCAGGAACAAAAUGAAGGAGCCCACUCUGCAGUUUCGCACUGAAAUAUAAAGACCAGUCGGAGCGUUUACAUUUAGACUCAACGUGAAAAUCAAGUUAUUAUUUGAAUUAACUGCUAUAUAUAUAUUAUUAAACAUAUUUGUAUCUAAUCUAUAUUAAAGGUCCCUGCACAUGCAAAAUUCGA
Molecule: messenger RNA, 1349 nt
Organism: Betta splendens (Siamese fighting fish)
Lineage: Eukaryota; Metazoa; Chordata; Actinopteri; Anabantiformes; Osphronemidae
Product: cytosolic sulfotransferase 3-like
Exons: 8
Coding region: 311-1216 (301 amino acids)
Biological process (GO): sulfation
Cellular component (GO): cytoplasm
Molecular function (GO): sulfotransferase activity
Source: RefSeq, a predicted model, not a curated record